ACUCAUAUCGCAAUUUCAUUUAGGAUGCAAGUUCCAAGCCAUGUGGACCAAACUCAUCUACUUAAUGCUGCUUUGGGGAUUUUUCUGCACAACCAAAGUGCAUGGAAAGCGUAAAAUGCGAGAUCUUGAAGUACGACGUAUAACAAUAUUUGGAAGCCACAGGGUUCGUCAAGAAAAAUGUUUGUUCAUACCCAGUUAUGGAACGUGCAAAAAAAAUAUCGUGGUAUAUGGCUAUAGCAUUGUAACCAAUAGAUGCACAGACUAUUUUUAUAGCGGUUGCGGCGGAAAUCCCAAUCGUUUUGCUACUUAUGACGAGUGUCGAACAGUUUGCUAUGUGGCUCCGGUGAAGAAGAACAUUACACAGCCCGAUUAUUAUGAAAAUGACGAGGUCACAGAACAAAUAACAUCGAAUGAAACGGAUGAUACGGAUGAUACGGAAUCAUCUACAGAUGAAUGAUUCUGGCAAAAAAUAAAAACAUGUUGUGGUAACAAUAA
This is a messenger RNA of Drosophila erecta, 495 nucleotides long. Its product is annotated as early lactation protein. The coding region runs from base 41 to 457 and encodes 138 amino acids. Gene Ontology annotation, molecular function: serine-type endopeptidase inhibitor activity. Lineage: Eukaryota; Metazoa; Arthropoda; Insecta; Diptera; Drosophilidae. The transcript is spliced from 2 exons. The record is from RefSeq and is a predicted model, not a curated record.